Messenger RNA from Salvia hispanica, 2483 nucleotides. RefSeq lists its product as uncharacterized. The record is from RefSeq and is a predicted model, not a curated record. NCBI's taxonomy places the organism in Eukaryota, Viridiplantae, Streptophyta, Magnoliopsida, Lamiales, Lamiaceae.
GUCAAUCCCCUCAAUUUCGUGCCCUAGACUUCCAAUUUCAGCCGCAAUAUGCCACCUCGACGCCAAUUUUCCGUCCUCCCCUCCAAAUCCCUCCUCCACGCUCGAUCUCCGCCUCCGUCCAUCUCUGUGCUGCCCUGAAUCAUGUAAUUUCAGCUUAAGUUUUAGCAGUUCAUCAGAGUAUUUGAUCUAGUGGCGAUUCAGAUGGAAAUAUUCUUGAAUUUGUUUGGGGUAUUGGUGGCGUGGUGCUUCUUGAGGUGAAUGGAAGCAGCAGUUGAGGUUGGAAGUUGUUGUGGCGAGGAUCAUGGGCUCAAAAGAGAGUUUCAGCAGUGGCACUGGCGGAGUAGUUGUUGGGGAAGUUCGAUGGCGUGGUGAAGGUGCGUGCACCUCAGUUGGUAGGAAAGAUGACAUAAUUGCUGCUAAUGUCUCAGUGCCAUCUUUCUGGCAUAAGGUUCCCGAUCCUGAACGUUGUUUGGGGAUAUCUCAACCAUCCAGCUUGCACAGUAAUGACAUGCGUAAUGGCCAUGAUUUGGGGAACUUGAAUCCUGAUCCCCCAAUAUUGGAGGUGGAUGUUAAAUGUUUAACACAGAAAUGUAGUAGAUUAGAGAGAAAGAAUGGUGGGCACACUAAGAGAUCAGGGAUCAUACAGAUGGAAAUCUCUAAAAGUAAACUCGGAGAUGAGGCAAAUGGAACAUCUCCUAAACUUGUUACUUCAUCUCCUGCAAGUUGCAAUAAUUCAGAAAAAAAUCAAAUAAUUAAGCAAAACAACAGUUCGAGUAGUAGACGUGGAGAUAAAAGAACUAGCAGACUCAAACAAAAGAGUAGGUGUGAGCCUUUCUCGCUGAAGAAUGGCUUGGUGGGCUUUAGCUCAGCUGCCGGAGGAAACAACUUUCUUGGAACUUAUGGUUUAAAAACUGAUGUCUUUGAUAUCACAAAGCUUGUCAAUGAGCUGCCUCUACAUGACCUGGUAUCUGGUAACUAUAAAAGUCCGAGUAUCUCCAAAGACAAAGGAAAAAAGUCUUCAAGUUCAAACAAUGAUCUUAUGCAGUCAUUCAGAAAGGCAUGCUAUGUUCUUCAAGCUCAAAAAGGCUUACAAGUCCAAAAUUGUGCCGAGAUUGAGAAUAGUUGCAUCCGUAGUGAUUCAACCAGCUUGAUUACUGUUAAUUCUACUGUAGGCCAGAGUGGUGUAGACAAGGGAGAUAACUGUACUCCAGUGCUGCUGUCCACUGAUGAGGCUCAAGAAUCUGAUGAGAAAAUCCAAAAGUUUAGAAUUGCUGAUGCCCCACUAUAUACACCAAAAGAUAUCUCAGAGCGUCUUGCACUUCCUCUGCCAAAGGAUUUGGAUUUGUUACUCUCUGAUGCAAGCAAAGCUACAUCAUCAAAGAAUAAUGCUGACCCUCGUGUUGGCAGACCAGGUGCUCAGCGAACUGGUCUACCACCUUUCCCUUGGUCUCAAUCUUUCACUGGACAUGCUAGGUUGGGCUCUGAUGCCAUGAAACUGUCUGCUGGUCGGACAACAUGCCAGGGUAAAUGGGUCAAAGUUAAAAAUCCUAUCGCUCUUCAGAGAAGUUCUGCUGAUUUGUUAAUGGAUUUUGAGUCACUAGCAUUUGACCGAAGUUUAGUUCCUUCAGAUAAUCUUGUCUCUGAGAAACAAGAGAAUAUACUUGCUCCUACUGAACGCAGCUUUUCCGUCUCAGGAGCAUGCUCAACCUCAAAGGUUGCUGCAGAUGAGUGCUCGUCCAUUCAAGUUGCUGCUCAGACGCUGAUAGACAUGGGAGCUUACUCCAAGGAAAAUCCUUGUGCAGUGGUAAAGUUACUCAAAAGACCGUCACAAGUGACUAUGAAAGCUAGCAAGACAAAACUAAUCAAGAGAUGUGAUUUUGUUGAUGCGCCAAACUCAAAAGUUAGGCCAACAAAUUCUUUAAAGGCCAGUGAUGGGUUUCCUUUGAAGAAGCUCAGGCUCUCCAAAGAUGCACUUAAUGCCUGCAUCAGCCAUACUGAAGUUGGGAGGCAAGGGAAGCUGCACCAGUCUGCAGCUGCCCUGCCGGUCAGAUCACCUCCCAGGAAGCUAUUUAGGGAUUCAAACACGACCACAGAUAGUUACGGUAUCAGUGUUGUAAAGAAGUCUAGCAUACUGAAAACACAGAGGGUAGUAGACAGACCGAGCAGUACCAAACCCAAGUUCUGGAAACCCUCUCUGUGAAAUUGGGUCACCUGGAGGGCUAAUUGGUAUAGUCUGCUGCAGAGACAUAAGAGGCAUGCUUCUUCCUUGUUUCUUAUCAAUUUUUAGUGCCAAAUGAUGUAUAAUUGUUAGAUUUGUAUAUAGUUUCACUUAUAAAGAGGUGUGUGCUGUUUUAUUUGAUGCUAGUGGCUCAUAGGAGCUGCGAUGUUGUAUCAUUUCUAACAUCACUAGACGGUGCCGUUUAGGGCAUUAUUGUAAUAUUCCCACUACUCUCGUCGUCAAGGUUUCCAUUGCUAGGAUAUUA